CCGCCAUCGACUAACCCGUUUACUUCAUCACCUGCGACACGAAGGCCAAGUAAGACUACUCAAUCCCUGUCCUAUAACUUCGCCAUGGGCUUGCCAAGGUCUAACGACGCUCCACCGGCCUACACCCCUGGUCCAGCUCAAAACACGAGCGCACUUCAAGCGUCCUCGCCAGCAGCAACAUCAGACUCUGAUCCCUACGCCUUCCUCCGGACCUUUGACACUGUCUUCCUAAUCGACGACUCGGGAUCCAUGGCAGGCCGUUCAUGGCGCGAGACGCAAGAAGCCCUCGCAGCCAUCACGCCCAUCUGCACUGCGCACGACGAAGACGGCAUCGACAUUUACUUUCUCAACCACCCAGACUCAUCUCUAUACAAGCACAUCACCAGCCCGAGCACCAUUCUCGAAAUCUUCCAGACAGUGCGCCCGGGCGGCGCCACGCCCACAGGCCAGCACCUACACAAGAUCCUCAAGCCGUACCUGCAGCGCUACGAGCAAGACGACAAGACCAAACCCAUCAACAUCAUCGUCAUCACCGACGGCGAGCCCUCGGACGACGUCGAAUCCGCAAUUAUCCAAGCCGCCAAGAAACUCGACAAGCUCGACGCCCCCGCCUGGCAAGUCGGCAUCCAGUUCUUCCAGGUCGGUCGUGAACCCGGGGCCCGCGAGCACCUCAAGCAGCUCGACGACGGACUCGCAGAGCUGGCUCGCGACGACAAUCUCCGCGAUAUCGUCGAUACAGUCCCGUUUAGCGGCGAUGACGGCCAGAGACUUACCGCUCAUGGCUUGUUGAAGGUGGUGCUUGGUUCCGUUGUGAGACGGUUGGAUCGUGCGUCUAGGGAGCUGCAUCGAUGA
This is a messenger RNA of Exserohilum turcica Et28A, 852 nucleotides long. RefSeq lists its product as uncharacterized. NCBI's taxonomy places the organism in Eukaryota, Fungi, Ascomycota, Dothideomycetes, Pleosporales, Pleosporaceae. The annotation marks the transcript as partial. The transcript is spliced from 2 exons. The record is from RefSeq and is a predicted model, not a curated record.